UCCCUUUUCUCUGCAUGUGGAAGAAAGAACAAACCUACUACUAAUACCAUACUGGUAUACGUACUUUUAGAGAAAAUUUUAGGGCAAAUGUAGUGUGUUCUAAUACGUAGAAACAAAUUUUAGUAAUUUUAGUUACAAAAUUUGUUCGUAAAAGAUUUGUGUUCUCGACGAUAACAAUGUGAUUAUUUUGUAAAAAUUAAGAUACAAAUUCUUUGUCUGUCAAAAUUUUUGAAUAAAUAUUUAAUAGAAAUGUUUGUUUAUGUAAUUGCUUUGUAGUUGUUCUAUUUUGUAUGAUUUUUUUUAUCGAUUCUAGUGAACGACAUGUAAAGGUUAUAGAUUUUUUAAUGUUUAUAUACAUACAUAUACGAUUAGUAUAUUAAAAAAUAUUAAAAAUAAUAAAAUAUUAAAAUAUUAAAAUAUCAAGAUGAUUCGCUUAUUAAGCAGAAGCCCAAUAUUAACACUCAUUUUUCCAUUGGAGAAGACUAGCUAUGAUAAGCCAAUGAGUCAAACAAUAAAACCACUGAAUGAUGAGUUAAGUUGGGACAGAGUAAAAAGAAUAUUUACUAUUGAUGAAAAUGGCUGGUAUAGAAAGGAAAUACAAUCUAUCAUAAAUAUAACACUGUGUGGUUUUGCAACUGGUUUAUGUAUGGGAGGUAUUGUUGCAAUGAAGAAUGCAGUAGAAACUUUUAUCGCGAAUAACGAAGCGUCACAGUUCAUUAGUCAUUUUGAUGCGAAACGGAAUCUUCAAGAUAAAGUUAUUCUUAAUUUUUUAAAGAAGGGUACGAAAGUGGGUUUGAAAAUUGGAUUGUUUUGUCUUAUUUUUAGUUCUGUAACGACAUGUACAACAGCAUAUCGAGGGAAAUUGGCGGUAGAAAAUUAUAUGUUGGGUGGUUCUGUAACAGGAUUCCUAUUUAAAAUAAAUUUAGGACUUCGGGGAAUGCUCGUUGGCACUGGACUUGGUGGUAUAUUAGGUGGAUUAUGUGGCACUACAUCGAUUAUUAUUCUUAAAUUGUCAGGAGUAACUAUAGAUGAAAUAUUAGAAGCACAACAACAAUGGAUAAACUCAAGGAAUGAUUACCCCUAAAGACUGGAUAAGAUCGAGCAGAGGUGCUUUGCAAGAGGAAUAUAACAUCCUUUCUUUAAUAC
Messenger RNA from Pogonomyrmex barbatus (red harvester ant), 1146 nucleotides. It is a transcript of the gene 140up, whose product is annotated as RPII140-upstream gene protein. The record is from RefSeq and is a predicted model, not a curated record. NCBI's taxonomy places the organism in Eukaryota, Metazoa, Arthropoda, Insecta, Hymenoptera, Formicidae. Gene Ontology annotation, cellular component: mitochondrion. Gene Ontology annotation, biological process: mitochondrial respiratory chain complex I assembly.